AGCUUCUUCAAUGGCAGAAUUAGCAUAUUCUAUUUUAUCCCAAAACACUCAGAUUUCUUCUUCACUUAGCUUUACUCUUUCUCGAUUCUGCUGAUAUUCUGAAACCAAAAAUUCUCUCUCUCUCUCUCUCUCUUCUCUCUGUGAUUCGGUUUUGUUGGAAUUGGUCCACUGUACACCAGUUUUCAUCGGCAUUCUCAGGGCGCUCUUCUGUUAACUGAUUUCGUUUCAUUGCAGAAAUUAUGGAGCUUCGGCAACAAUUCAUGGAGACGUUUGAUUGACAACUCCCUUCUUUGCUUCCUCGAUAUAAGGGUUUUCGGCGUCUGAAUUUCUGAAUCCGAGAAUCGGAAAAUGGAGUUUCAAGAGGGUUUAAUGAAGUUUAUGAUCCACAGACCCAUUAAACACAAAUGGGUUUUGGAGAGAGAUUCUCCGUCCGUUGCAGUUUCAGAGAUAACCAGUAGCCCCAGACGAAAAUGGCGGAUCUUCAGUAGGUCUUCUUCUUCCCCAUUCCCGUCCAAACCCCGACUCAAGGAGAUUCCCAAGGAAUUGCUCUGCCCUAUUUCUGGGUCUUUAAUGGCGGACCCUGUAAUCGUCUCCUCCGGCCAUACUUUCGAAGCCGCCUGUGUUCAUGUUUGUAAGGAAUUAGGGUUCAAGCCGACCCUAUUAGAUGGUUCGAAGCCGGAUUUCUCCUCUGUAAUCCCGAAUCUCGCUCUCAAAUCCACCAUUUUCAAUUGGUGCAAGAACUCCUCCUCUGAAUCCCCGAAACCCCUCGAUUUCUCCUCCGCCGAGAAGCUCGUUCGUAAAUUCAUGGCGGAUCAUAGCAAAACCGAUGCAGAAUUGAUUCAAGGGGUUGCUGAGAAUCCUGUGGUUCGAUUCAACCACGCCGCCACUGAGGUCGCUCAUCGGGCCUCUCUGUUUUACUCGAGCUCCGAAGAAUCUGUAAGCCCCACCGUUUCGCCUCUGCCCCUUCCUCUCGCGACUCGCCCGAGUUGCUGUUCUUCGUCUUCUUCCUCUGAAAUUGAGAUCACUAAUCUGAACUCCCCCGAAGAAGAAGAGAUCAUCGCGAAGCUUUCAAGCCCUCAGGUUAUUGAGAUUGAAGAGGCGGUGAUU
Molecule: messenger RNA, 1107 nt
Organism: Momordica charantia (bitter melon)
Lineage: Eukaryota; Viridiplantae; Streptophyta; Magnoliopsida; Cucurbitales; Cucurbitaceae
Product: RING/U-box superfamily protein with ARM repeat domain-containing protein
Biological process (GO): protein ubiquitination
Molecular function (GO): ubiquitin-protein transferase activity; protein binding
Source: RefSeq, a predicted model, not a curated record